Molecule: messenger RNA, 3866 nt
Organism: Gilbertella persicaria
Lineage: Eukaryota; Fungi; Mucoromycota; Mucoromycetes; Mucorales; Choanephoraceae
Product: CNH domain-containing protein
Exons: 6
Coding region: 24-3812 (1262 amino acids)
Molecular function (GO): guanyl-nucleotide exchange factor activity
Source: RefSeq, a predicted model, not a curated record
UUUUUUUCUCUUCAUCUUGCUCCAUGUCUCAUCAGCAAUAUCAUCCUCAGUAUUACGAGGAAGAUAACAGAACAAAUGCGCAAAAUGAAGUGGACGCUAUGUUGAACUCACUUGUAGGUCAACCUCAGCAAGGAUAUUAUCAGAAUAAUGGGUAUCAACAACCCAACUAUUACUAUUAUCCUCAAAAUACACCAACACCAACACCAGCACUUCCUGCAAGAACAGAAGCGAAUGGCUAUAUCAAAAACACGACAGCAGAUGAUUCCAACAAGUAUUAUUACCCUCCUCAAGAAAAUAACCAUUAUGGUUAUCCACCGCCACCAGUAAACCCACACUAUUAUCCACCUAGUAACAAUACGCCCUUACCUCAGCGAGUCUCUUCUAUGAACGAUACGUAUGCAGCUCAAAAUAUGCCUAUGCCAGUCCCUCAACUGCCUCAACACAGACGUCAGCCUUCUGGUAAUAGUGACAUCUUUCGUUACCAUCAUCAACGUAACCCUAGUCAAGGUACACCACCUGGCUCACCCAACCAUCAGCAUAUGUUUCCUCAACCUCAGAUGUAUCCUCCUGCAGGCUACCCUGAUGCUACACAGGAGUUGAUCAACAGCUCUUAUCGACCUACCAUUCAACACCAAACAUCUGAUGUAUCUACUCCUUCAACAGCCAGUAGCAGUACACCUGUGGGAUUUGUAAGACCACCUGCACCUAUGCAACCACCUAAGCGCGGGCAAUCUUCACUUCGAUCGAAUAUGAUCAUGACAAUUGAGCGUCCUCGGUAUGAUUAUCUACCAGAGAAUGCAACAGAAGAUGGUGAAGUACCUUUUAUUCCUGUAUCACCCGACACAGAUAGCGAUGAAGAAGAGUACUUUAGUGGUCAUCGCGUGAAUGAAUAUUCACCUACAACACAAACACAUUCUUCUCCUCCUCCUCCUGUUGUUGUUCCUGCACCUACAGAAGUACAAGUCAUGAAACCUGUGUUACAGCCUGUACCUCAACAAGAACAGGCACAAAAACAGGCACAAGAAGAGAAACCAGAGGAACCUAAUUAUGGUUUGAUUUCUGUCUUGUCUGUUGCUUUUAUGCGUGCAGUCAAGGGGCUCGAAAAUGUUAGAGAAUUAUGGUGUGCCAGCGAAUACAAUGAAUCAUUUACAGGGUCCGAAGCAGUAACAAUCAUCAAGAAUCUACUCAAGGAACAAGUGCCUGAUGAAUACUGUAUCUUGGUCUGUAAUACGCUGAUGCGAUCUCAACCUCCUUUGUUCUCACCUACACAGUAUUCGCAAAAAUCCUUGAUCUCUAAUUCGGUCAAUGCAGAUGAUACGUAUUAUCUAGAAGAAGAUGUGUCUGUGGAUAAUGUACCUACAGGUGUAUUGCCUAGUUUGACACCUUGUUAUAGUUAUGCUUGUCAACCUGGCAUGGGUGGUUGUUAUUCAGAGUCUUGUCCUAAUGUAGGCAAAGACUUUAUCAUUGAGAAGACGGAUGAAACCACAGUACAACAAGAUACUACAAAAACAUCCAUUAGCUCUCCUGCAGGUGGUUGGCUUGUAUCGCAUGAAGCUUGGUCUGCUAGAAUGGACCGAGAAUUCCUCAAGGCGCUAGACAAGAAAGAGAUUGGUCGACAAGAAGUGUUGAACGAAACCAUUUAUUCAGAAGAAAAGUACUUGGCAGACUUGACCAUUCUCCAUGAAGUCGUUGUUAAGGGUAUUGAACAAUCAGGCGUCAUUGAGGCUGAUCGUGUGGGUGCUUUUAUCCAAACUGUGUUCAAUAACUACCAAGAACUGUUACAGAUGAGUGACUCCAUGUUUAAAGAUAUGUUGGCUCGUUAUCGUCAAUACGAAGGCCAAUGUGUGCCUACGAUUGGUGAUAUUCUUGUUCAGCAUAUGCAGUUUUUUGAAGAAGCCUAUGUCAAGUACAGUCCACAUGCACUCUUGGCCAAGUAUUUGGCUGAAGCAGAAAUCAAGAACAAUCCUGAAUUUGACAAGUUUUGCAAAGAACUUGCUAAGCAUGACCGUACCAAUCGUUUGCCUAUCUGGCAUUAUCUGUUGAGUCCAGUUACACGUAUGCAGCGUUACCCAUUGUUGAUUGAAGCUCUUUUGAAAAAGACACCUGAAGAUCAUCCAGACCAUGUCUUCUUGACACGCAGUUAUGAUAUUAUUCGGUCUGUAGCCACGAAGGCUGAUAACACAGCCACAAAUAUCAAGAAACGCUUAGCUAUCUUGCAUAUUCGUGACAGCAUCAGUUUCAAACAAGGCGAAACGUAUGACUUGCAACUAAACGAUCCUAACCGUCGUCUUUACCAUAAGGGUACACUGAAGCGUCGUAGUGGGUCUUUGGAUGUAGCUGACAAGAACGACAUUUAUGCGUUUGUGUUUGACCAUAUGUUACUGAUGACCAAACUUCGUAAGACAAACACAGGGGAAGAAUAUCGUCUUUGGAAAAAGCCUAUUCCAUUACAAAUGUUGGUUGUUCAAAACAAUCCUUCUUCUUCUGUGAAAUACCAAGCUUCAGGCACUUCUUCUUCUUACACGCUACCUCAGACUUCUUCAGGCACUACGUUGACGCUUCAUCAUUUGGGGUCUCGAGGGGGUGCAGUUUAUUCCUUUUUUUGUUCUUCUGUGGAAGAGAAACAGACAUGGGUCAAGGCCAUUGAUGAUGCCAAGGUCACACUCAAGAAACGUCAUGGUGAUUCUGAAGUGUUUGAACUUCGUCCUUUAGACGAUAUCAACUUUAGGAACACUGGAUCUGGUCCAUCCACAGGCACAACCACACGCAUUAAUUGUUCUGUACCCUUUAUUUCCCAAACAGGCGAAAAGAAGAUUGCCAUCGGUACUGAAAACGGUGUGUUCUUCAAGACGGAGGGACAAGAUCAUUCUGUACGUCGUAUCAUUCAAUGCGAAAGUGUAUUACAAAUGGCCGUGAUUGAAAAGUUCCAUAUCUUGGUUGUCUUGACUGAAAAAGCAUUGAAGGCUUAUCCUAUUGAUACUCUGGACUCUAGAACCAAUCCCCGUGCGAUUGACCGUCAAGAAGUCGAGAUUGCUCAACAUGUCAAUUUCUUCCAAGUCGGGUUCUGUAAUGGUCGAGACAUGCUUGUGUUCAAAAAGAAGAAGAAUACCACCAGUGUGUUUACUGCUCUUGAACCCUUUUGUGAUUUACGUGACCCUAAAAACGAAAAGCAUUUAACCCAUCGUCCUUCUAUCUUUAGUAAUCGUCCAGACUAUUUGAGAUGGUUCAAGAAAUACAAGGAUUUCUAUGUGGGUGCAGAAGCAAGCAACAUCCAUUUCCUCAAGGCCAAAUUGAACAUUGUCUGUGAGCGUGGAUUCGAAGUGAUUGAUCCUGAGAAUUUGACAGUAGGACGUGAUAUUCCUGAUUCUGAAGAUCCUGAAUUCUAUUUCGUAACACGCCAUACAGAACCAUUGAAGCCUUUGGCCAUGUAUCGUAUCAAUGACAAGUUCUUGUUGUGUUAUGAUCGUUUUGCGUUCUAUGUCAAUAAUCGUAAUGGCUCACUUGUGCCUCGACCUGACAAGAGAAAACCUGCUACUAUCUGUGAUUGGGAAGGUACACCAAGUCAUAUUGUGUAUGAGCAUCCUUAUAUCAUUGCCAUUGAUCCCUACUUUAUCGAAAUUCGUCAUGUAGAUAACGGUGAGCUUGUACAGAUUAUCUCGGGUGAAAACAUUCGCCUUGCUUACUACAAUGGCGGUGGAGAACGACCUGUGAUUCAUGUCUGUAUGUCACACAGUCAAAAGCCUGAUACACAAGCUUUGUUCCAUUUAGUGUUGAGCAAUCAUCGCAAUUCUGCUGGAUAUCCUCGUCGAUAAAGAAAGAGAAAAACAUACCAUUUAUUUAAUAAACUUUAAGUUUAAAAGCAGGCA